AUGGUGUCUGCUUCCAAAGCCGCUCGUCUCGCCAAGCGUGCCGCCGAGGGCGAUAAGAAGAAGACCACCAAGUCGAAGAAGGACGUCAAGGGUGACGAGAGCCCUUUGGUUGACGCCGAUGGCGAGCCUCUCCCUACCGAAGAUCAGCCCGCUACCACCGAGGAGAAGAUGAAGGAAGUCGAGAAGCUCACCGCACAGAUGGAUAAGCACGGUCUGUCCGACCGUGUCACCACCGGUGUUCUGUCCUCGAUGGCUUCCUCUCGCGACGUCAAGAUCACCUCCGCUUCCCUCGUCUUUCACGGCAAGGUCCUCAUCACCGACUCCACCCUUGAACUCAACUUCGGUCGUCGUUAUGGUCUGCUCGGUGAGAACGGAUGUGGAAAGUCCACUCUGCUCAAGGCUAUCGCCACUCGCGAGUACCCCAUCCCCGAGCACAUCGAUAUCUACCUUCUGAAUGAGGGUGCUCCUCCCAGCGACCUUGGUGCUUUGGAAUGGGUCGUUACUGAGGCGCAGAACCAACUGGACCGCAUGGAGAAGCAGGCUGAGGAGAUUCUGGAAAAGGAUGGUCCCGAGAGCCCUAUCCUGGAAGAUCUGUACGACCGUAUGGACAAAAUGGAUCCUUCGACCUUCCACACUCGUGCCUCCCUGAUUUUGACCGGUCUGGGCUUCAACAAGCAGACCAUCCACAAGAAGACCAAGGACAUGUCCGGUGGUUGGCGUAUGCGUGUGGCCCUUGCCAAGGCCCUGUUCGUCAAGCCUUCUCUUCUGUUGCUGGACGACCCCACCGCUCACUUGGAUCUCGAGGCCUGUGUGUGGCUGGAAGAGUACCUGAAGAAGUGGGAGCGCACUUUGGUGCUUGUUUCUCACUCUCAGGAUUUCUUGAACGGUGUCUGCACCAACAUGAUCGACAUGCGCAUGAAGCAGCUCCUCUACUACGGUGGUAACUACGAUUCGUACCACAAGACUCGCAGCGAACAGGAGACCAACCAGAUGAAGGCCUACCACAAGCAGCAGGAGGAAAUCGCCCACAUCAAGAAGUUCAUUGCUUCCGCCGGUACCUACGCCAACUUGGUCAGACAGGCCAAGUCUCGUCAGAAGAUUCUGGACAAGAUGGAGGCUGAAGGCUUCAUUCAACCCGUUAUCCCUGACAGAGUCUUCUCCUUCCGUUUUGCUGAUGUCGAGAAGCUUCCUCCUCCCGUCCUGUCCUUCGAUGAUGUUUCGUUCUCUUACUCUGGCAACUGGGACGACACUCUGUACGAGCACCUUGACCUUGGUGUUGACAUGGACUCGCGAACUGCACUGGUCGGCCCCAAUGGUGUCGGCAAGUCUACUCUCCUCCGCCUCAUGACCGGAAAGCUCCAGCCCAUUGCCGGUCGUGUCAGCCGUCACACUCACUUGAAGCUCGGCAUGUACAGUCAGCACUCUGCUGAACAGCUCGACUUGACCAAGUCCGCACUCGACUUCGUUCGCGACAAGUUCCCCGAGAAGAGUCAGGACUACCAGUACUGGCGUCAGCAGCUCGGUCGCUAUGGUCUGAGCGGUGAAUCCCAGACUGCCCUCAUGGGUACUCUGUCCGAAGGUCAGAAGAGUCGUAUCGUCUUCGCUCUGCUGGCCAUCGAAAGCCCGAACAUGAUUCUGCUGGACGAACCUACCAACGGUCUCGAUAUCCCCACCAUCGACAGUUUGGCGGAUGCCAUCAACGCCUUCAGCGGUGGUGUCGUCGUCGUGUCCCACGACUUCCGUCUCCUCGACAAGAUCGCCAAGGACAUCAUGGUGUGCGAGAACAAGACCAUCCGCCGCUGGGACGGCACUAUUGGCGAGUACAAGGACCACCUGCGCAGGAAGAUGGUCUCCGAGGGUGCUGUUUAA
Molecule: messenger RNA, 1869 nt
Organism: Aspergillus fischeri NRRL 181
Lineage: Eukaryota; Fungi; Ascomycota; Eurotiomycetes; Eurotiales; Aspergillaceae
Product: ATP-binding cassette family ATPase ARB1
Exons: 2
Coding region: 1-1869 (622 amino acids)
Molecular function (GO): ATP hydrolysis activity; ATP binding
Source: RefSeq, a predicted model, not a curated record